Messenger RNA from Geodia barretti, 1143 nucleotides. The record is from the annotation of a GenBank genome assembly. NCBI's taxonomy places the organism in Eukaryota, Metazoa, Porifera, Demospongiae, Tetractinellida, Geodiidae.
CGCCCCCCUCGCAUCUAGCUAAUCUCUACGAAGAAACGCGCUCAGAUGCAGACGGCGCAGCAGACGAAGCUAUCACCGGGAGGAAAAUCCGAGGAGCUGCUGGGGUUUCGUGAAACCUUUAGACUCUCGUCUUUCGUAAGGGAGCAUCUCCUUCCCACAACUGGUUUGGAUGACCCGGGACUCCUUCAGGCCAGACUGAUAGGUCAAGAGAGAAAUGGGGGAGUACUGUUUUCUUGGCGACAACCAACAGGGGGACCAAGACCAGACGAGGAGAACAAAGAAGAUGUGGGGAGUGGGGCAGUAACAUGUGUUGGAUGGCAUGUAUUCAACACAAACAAUUUCCUUACGCUCUACAAGCAUUCAAAUGAUGAAACCAUCCAUGCUGCCACUGUUAGCUACGAACACGCACUCCUGGCCUUUACGGUGAUAAAGGAAGACAUGUACGGUGAGAUUGUAUACAACUCGCUUGUUGCUGAGAUCCAGCCUGAGGGUCGAGUCUUUGACCUCAAUCUCGAGAGCUCCGAGUUCCGCAGGCUCCAGUUUGUCCACAUGGAGCCCUCCCAGCGGCCUAGGCACGGUCGACAGCAGCAGCAACUGCAGUCCUGUCUGCUGGUGGUAUGUCCCAACAACUUUGCGGCCAUCUACACCUUCAAGAUCCAGUGCAUCCGCACCGGCUAUGUGGUACUUCAUGAGCCCGAUAAAGAGGUGCUCUGCAGCGAAUUUCACUGGUACCAGUGGGAUCCCUCCACGCAGUGGCUCUACCUAGCCCAGUUUGAGAGCUCCGGGACCAGGAUGCAGUCCCUACUGAGCGGGGAUAACUCGAUUGUUCUUCACUGCUACAGCUUUGCACAGCACAAGCACGACCUGAGUGCUAACUGUGGCACUGCCACUCCCCUACACUGUCGAACACUACCUGAGGGGAGAAACAUACUACCCCUCACCACUAGCUCUUGUCCUCCCGGUUCAAGAGAUCAACAUGCAGGUUCUCUACCUCCGAAACGGCCUUUGGUGUGCAUGCCUGCAGCAUGGCAAUGGGGUUGCAUAUCAGGGGACUGUUGCCACUGAAAAUGGUGCCGAGAAACCAGAGGUGCCAGAGGGUGGAAAGCUUGAUUACACCAUCUUCAUCUUCAACAAUGGCCACAC